AUGACCCAACCAUACCGUCCAGACCUUAGUACCCCACCACCCCUUCCGGUCAGAGCAUGGGAAGUGCCGCUACCUCCGAUCCACGAUGAAGAGGGCAGAUUCUUGGUGGAUCACGAAAAAGAAGAACUGGGACUUACGAUUCAUGGCACCGAGGGCGAAGACAGGCAGCAGGAUAUGGUCGAGUCUACCGAUGCAGCCACCAGUCCGUCCUCUCCGAAGCGCGAGCGUGUCUAUCGCACUACGCUCCCCGUCCGUCCGCGCGACGCCGAGGGCGGGCUUCAGUUGGAACCACCGGUCAUAAAGGAAGAUUCGGAGGAUACGGAUUCGGACAGCGAGACCGUCACCGGUCAUGAGUCUGACUCAGAUGCGGAAUAUGCCAUUGCGGACGACGAUUUCGAACCGGCGUCACCGCGUGCUCGCAGGCAUCUGGCAUCUCAUAACGGCCCUGGCGGUUGGUAUCAUGCACCUACUACGCGCCGUGUCACUCCCACCGCUCCGUUCAUUAUCAACCCUGUGGCACGCUCUUCUCCUUCCGGCGUUUCCAGUACUCCUACACCGGAUAGCACCAAGAAACUGACGUCAACACCAAGCGAGUGGUGUAUCCGCCCCGCUGCUGUAGAGCCCUCAGGCUCGGAAAAUACUCUGCCGUCUGUCCAAUGGCUGCGCACCGGCGUUCCCGAACCCGGUGCCUACCUAUCUGCAGACCCACCCAGCUAUACAAACCCCAGCAAUGCCUCCAGCACCGCCAAACCGGCCUCUGCUCCAGGUCCAAAGCCAGACACCCCCAUUGCAAGGAUGAUCCAAGCGCAUGCACAAGCCAGACUUCGAUCAGACAGUACCAGUGCUGGCAGCUCGUCCCCUGCUGGCCCGCGCCCUUCUCCGAGAGUCCAGAUCACCUCCCGACUCCUAAGGCGCCGGAACCCAUUGGGCCAGCCAGGACCGCCCGACCCCGCGCCAGUUACUGUCAGUAGCGGCGAGGAGAGCGAUAUUCCCACGAGUAUCCUGUUUGACCGGCCAGUGGACUGGGAUCAGGGGAAAGCUCCGGGAACGCCGAAGAGGGAGGCUAGGAGGCGCGCAAAGGCCUGA
Molecule: messenger RNA, 1086 nt
Organism: Dacryopinax primogenitus
Lineage: Eukaryota; Fungi; Basidiomycota; Dacrymycetes; Dacrymycetales; Dacrymycetaceae
Exons: 1
Coding region: 1-1086 (361 amino acids)
Source: RefSeq, a predicted model, not a curated record